This is a messenger RNA of Dromiciops gliroides (monito del monte), 3545 nucleotides long. RefSeq names its product transcription initiation factor TFIID subunit 5-like. Lineage: Eukaryota; Metazoa; Chordata; Mammalia; Microbiotheria; Microbiotheriidae. Gene Ontology annotation, biological process: transcription initiation at RNA polymerase II promoter. The record is from RefSeq and is a predicted model, not a curated record. The transcript is spliced from 5 exons. Gene Ontology annotation, cellular component: transcription factor TFIID complex. Bases 1 to 3117 code for a protein of 1038 amino acids. Gene Ontology annotation, molecular function: protein binding; RNA polymerase II general transcription initiation factor activity.
AUGGCCAAGCCCCAAGGGCAGAGGGUGCCCUCCCUGCUCAGAGCUCAUUUGCACUCACAUGUUCAGUGCUGGCUACCAUGUUUGAGCUCUGAGGGCCUUGAAGAGCUGGAGAGUGUGCAGAUGAGGGCAGCCAGCAAGGGCAGCACCUCAGGCUCCUGUCCUGGGGGUUUUAUGUACCUUGGAGAAGACUUGGGAAUCACCAGGAAAAUGGCCGCCAGUGUGCCUGACACAAUGACUUCUUUGGUUUCUGAGGAGCAUGACAAUAGAGCAGCAACACCAGACUCUCUGGCAGAAUCUUCAGGUACCAUCCCCUGCCCUUGGACAGUCUGCUCUCCUUGGGUCCCAAUGGAUCCUUCCCCCAACCUCAGCUUUGCCAUCGAGGCCUGCCUCCUCAUCCAAGGAUGGAAGGCCAGGGAGCAGAGGGCUUGCCAUCCCUACACUGUCACUGGAAGAAGGCAGAGGCCUCAGACUUCUGCACCCCAAGGGCGGGAGGCUUGGAGCCCAGAGUCCAUUAGAAUUCUACUGGAUGUGUGGGCCUCCCCUGAUAUCCAGGCUAUGAGGGAAACCAGGAAGAAGCUACGAGUGAUCUAUAAGGCUAUAGCCAAACGUUUGUACAAGGAGGGUGUGCAGAGAUGCUGGAGGCAGUGUCGAGAAAUGAUGCUGGCUCUGGAAGACUUAUACUGGUGUAUCCAGGAGGCCAACCAGAAAAGGCAGGGGGACCCCAUCCCCUGCCCAUUCCAUGAGGGCUUGGAAAGAGUCCUGCCCUUCACCCAACGGUGGCAUGGAGGUCCUGAGCCUGAAGUCCCUGAUGCUGAGCCCACAGGCUAUGAAGCCUCAGGGACAAAUGAGUACAACUCCCAUUAUCAACCCCAGGACAUCCCUUCAGAUAUUGGUUCUUCUGAGAAUUUGGAAGAUGAAGGGGCAGAUCUACCCCGGGGGAAUUCUUUCCCUGAUCCCCAUCUGAACAACAUGUACCAGGAAGAGCAAGCUCCGGCUCCGGCUCCGGCUCCGGCUCCGGCAGCUGCCGAGGGCAUCGCCGCUCACGACAGGCGGACCCUGCUGGCUGUGCUGCAGUUCCUGAGGCAGAGCAACCUGCUGGAGUCCGAGGAGAUCCUGCGGCGCGAGGCUGGGCUGCUAGAGAAGGAGGCAGGAGCCGGCGCCCCGGGGGAGGUGGACGGGCUGGGGGCCAAGGCCACCAGCACGCUCCUGAGCGUGGUCUCCGGCGCCUCCCCCGCAACUGCGGGCCCCGGAGCCCCGGAACCCGCCCCGGCCACAGUUGCAGGAGUUGCAGUAGAAGACCAACCUGAUGUCAGUGCAGUGUUGUCUGCCUACAACCAGCAAGGGGAUCCGGCAAUGUAUGAAGAGUACUACAGUGGCCUGAAACAUUUUAUUGAAUGUUCCCUGGACUGUCAUCGAGCAGAAUUAUCUCAGUUAUUUUAUCCUCUCUUUGUACAUAUGUACUUGGAAUUGGUCUACAAUCAGCAUGAAAAUGAAGCCAAAUCAUUCUUUGAGAAGUUUCACGGUGAUCAGGAAUGUUACUAUCAGGACGAUCUGCGAAUGUUAUCUAGCUUUACCAAAAAGGAGCACAUGAAAGGGAAUGAGACCUUGUUGGAUUUUCGAACAAGUAAAUUUGUUUUGCGCGUUUCCCGAGACUCUUAUCAACUCUUGAAAAGACACCUCCAGGAGAAACAGAACAACCAAAUAUGGAACAUAGUCCAGGAGCACCUGUACAUUGACAUCUUCGAUGGGAGGCCUCGGAGUAAGCAACAGAUAGACGCUGUGGUGGGAAGUUUGCCCGGAGAGGCACAGAGAGAGGCCAAUAAGGCCAAGGUGUUUUUUGGCUUGUUAAAUGAACCAGAAAUUGAAGUUCCUUUGGAUGAAGAUGAAGAAGGGGAGAAUGAGGAAGGAAAGCCCCCCAAAAAGAGACCUAAAAAGGAUAGCAUGGGAUCUAAGAGCAAAAAACAAGAUCCGAAUGCGCCACCUCAAAACAGAAUUCCUCUUCCUGAAUUGAAAGAUUCAGAUAAAUUGGAUAAGAUCAUGAACAUGAAAGAAACCACAAAACGGCUACGCCUUGGUCUGGACUGUUUACCUUCCAUCUGUUUCUAUACAUUCCUUAAUGCCUAUCAGGGUCUCACUGCAGUUGAUAUUGCUGACGAUUCCAGUCUGAUUGCAGGAGGUUUUGCUGACUCUACUGUCAGAGUGUGGUCUGUGACUCCCCAAAAGCUUCGCAGUCUGAAGACUGCGACAGACCUCAGCCUUGUAGACAAAGAAUCAGAUGAUGUUUUAGAAAGAAUCAUGGAUGAAAAAACAGCAAGUGAAUCGAAGAUUCUACAUGGGCACAGUGGGCCUGUUUAUGGGGCAAGCUUCAGUCCUGACAGAAACUACCUACUUUCCUCCUCAGAAGAUGGCACCGUCAGGCUAUGGAGUCUUCAGACAUUCACUUGUUUGGUAGGCUACAAAGGACACAACUAUCCAGUGUGGGACACACAGUUUUCUCCAUAUGGAUACUAUUUUGUAUCAGGAGGACAUGACAGGGUAGCCCGGCUGUGGGCUACCGAUCAUUAUCAGCCUUUACGAAUAUUUGUUGGCCACCUUGCUGAUGUGAACUGUACACGAUUUCAUCCAAACUCGAACUAUGUUGCUACGGGUUCAGCUGACAGAACAGUAAGGCUGUGGGAUGUCUCGAAUGGGAACUGUGUAAGGAUCUUCACGGGACAUAAGGGACCGAUUCAUUCUUUGGCAUUUUCUCCCAAUGGGAGAUUCCUGGCUACUGGAGCCACAGACGGCAGGGUACUUCUUUGGGAUAUUGGACAUGGCCUGAUGGUUGGAGAAUUAAAAGGCCAUACAAAUACAGUAUUUUCCCUUAAGUUUAGUAGAGAUGGAGAAAUCUUAGCAUCAGGGUCAAUGGAUAAUACAGUUCGUUUGUGGGAUGCUGUAAAAGCAUUUGAAGACCUAGAGACCCAUGACUUUACUACAGCCACUGGACAUAUAAACUUGCCUGAAAAUUCACAGGAUUUAUGGUUAGGAACCUAUACGACCAAGUCAACACCAGUUUUGCACCUCCAUUUUACUAGAAGAAACUUGGUUUUAGCUGCAGGAGCUUAUAGUCCACAAUAAACCAUCUGUAUUAAGACUUUUUGAAAGCCACUCUGAACAAAAUGACCCUAAAAAGUAAAAUACCUCAAAGAUGAACAUUUAAGCCACAAAGAGUGUCUUACCUGAAAGGAUCUGGAAGGAGGCUGCACAGAGAUCUAAACUGGACAACAGUUCAUUUAACUACUUUCUGUGAGUUGGCUACAAGGCAUGGAUGCUGUAGACAGAAAAUGGUGCUUUGGCGUACGGGGAAACUGCAUUUUCUGUUCAAUUUCCAUCUUAAUUUAUUUUCUCUUAAAAACUAUAGUUACCGACUUCAAUAAUUUUGACCCACUUGAAGGUUCAAAGCCCUUAGCGUCCAAUAGAACACUAAGUUUAGGUUGGAUGAAGCUCUACCUGGGUAUGUUCCUGAAAUGAAAAAAUGAAAUUGAGCUACUGCCUGGCAUUUAAGU